This is a messenger RNA of Nannizzia gypsea CBS 118893, 3585 nucleotides long. RefSeq lists its product as hypothetical. Gene Ontology annotation, cellular component: Cdc73/Paf1 complex. Bases 1 to 3585 code for a protein of 1194 amino acids. The transcript has 2 exons. Gene Ontology annotation, biological process: regulation of DNA-templated transcription. Lineage: Eukaryota; Fungi; Ascomycota; Eurotiomycetes; Onygenales; Arthrodermataceae. The record is from RefSeq and is a predicted model, not a curated record. Gene Ontology annotation, molecular function: RNA polymerase II complex binding.
AUGGCGCCCCUUCAGAACGGUCUUGCCAACGGCGGCAGCACCACCGGCCCGGAUACCAUGGCCAAAGGCACUGCUCGCUUCUCGGAUAUCCCUUCCGCUAUCGAUAUUCCAGCCUCUACCUUUGACAGCGAGGUCGAAAUCAGUUUACAGGAACUCCCGGACGACCCUACAGAGCUCUGCACCCUCCUAGACAAUGAAAAGGCCGCAAAGAACUUCUGGGUUAUCAUCGCUCUGGCAUACGCUAAGCAGAAACAAAUCGAUCAUGCCAUUGAGAUUCUUACUCGUGGCCUUGCCUCUCUUGCGCAUGGCGCUACAAAGGAAAGGCUAAGCUUGCUAGGCUGGAUCUGCUGGCUCUACCUGAUCAAGAGCAGGCAAGCUCCUCGAGUUGCUCCAGAGGGCCAGCUACAUUCUGAAGCAAAGACGAAAGAGUUUUAUCUGCAAGCUGCUACAGCAACUUUGAACGAGGCUUCGCGCUUGAAUCCCGCUUUUCCUCCCUUGUUUCUUGCUCGCGGUGUGCUCUCUAUCCUACGUGCGUCGUUACAGCCUCCUUCGAAACCUGUAAGACCCGGUACUAUCGAUACUUCCGAACGAGUCGAAUCACUUCAGCAAGCUAUAAAAUGUUUCGACGAGUCUGCAAAGGCAUUUGGAGGCCGGAAUAUCAUGGCUAUCUUGGGCCGCGCGAGGGCGAAUUACAUGCUUGGGCGUUAUGGCGAUGCUCUGGAAGGAUAUCAAGAAGCGCUGGUGAAGAUGCCUAGUAUGAGAGACCCGGAUCCGAGAAUUGGAAUUGGAUGCUGUCUUUGGCAGCUGGACUUUAAGGACCAGGCGAAAGUUGCAUGGAACAGGGCUUUGUCUUUAAACCCUGAUUCAAAGGCUGCUAAUAUCCUUUUGGCUGCAUACUAUUUGCAUGAUAGUUCUCGUCAUUCGACCAACGAUCCGGAAUUCAGCUCCCUCUAUAAGACUGCUAUGACGCAGUACACCCAGAAGGCCUUCAAGCUCGAUAAGGAGUAUCCGAUGACUUGUGCGACGUUCGGCAGCUAUUUCCUUCUUCGCAAACAUUUCCCGACCGUUGAGGCCCUUGCACGCAAAGCCAUUGAACUUACGGACGUUAAUGCUAUUGCUAGCGAUGGCUGGUACUUACUCGCCAGAAAGGAGCACACUGAGGGUGACCCAGAACGCGCGUUAGAGUACUAUAACAGAUCUGACCAGGCAAGAGGCGGAGCUGACAAGGGAUAUCCACCAGCCAAAUUCGGUGCGGUCCAGAUGCUAGUCAGGAGGAAGGACUUUGAUGGCGCCAAGUUCCGUCUAGAAAAGAUUAUUCAGCAGACUAAGAAUCCUGAGGCCAUGGCUCUGCUUGGAUCUAUUUAUGCAGAUGAGGUUUUUGCGGCAAGCAGUUCAAAGGAAGACAAAUCGGCGGAAGCUAAGAAGGCGAUCUCGCUACUCGAAUCCGUACGGACCAGCUGGAAGGCUGACAAGAAGAAACUCACUCCGGAUGAGUCUGUCUUGCUUUACCUUGCUAGGUUGUAUGAGACCAGUGCUCCGGAAAAGAGCAUGCAAUGCCUCAAUCAGGUUGAAGAAAUGCAAUUGGCUCAAAUUCCCGAUGAUGAAAAGCCAGACAAUGUUGAGGGUGAACAGGCCGUGAACGAUGUUCUUCGUGAGAGACUCUCGCCUCAACUACUCAAUAAUAUCGGCUGCUUCCUAUACCAGUCCGACAAGAUUGAGCAGGCUAGGACCAUGCUUCAAACCGCCCUUAACGCAUGUGUGCAAGCACAGGAACGAGAAGACGCCUCUGACACGGAUGCAUACGUUACGACUAUCAGCUACAACCUUGCCCGGACAUACGAGGCUGCAGGUAUGCUAGACGAAGCCAAAAAGGUCUAUGAAGGAUUGCUCGAGAGGCAUCGCGAUUAUGUCGAAGCCAACGCCAGACUCACCUACAUUGCUCUCCGUCUGAAUCCCGGAGACGAAGGUUCAAAGAGGAUGACCAAGCUUUACGAGACAGAAGCAUCCAACAUGGAAGUGCGGGCACUAUACGGUUGGUAUCUCAAUAAGUCUAAACGCCGCGUUGCCAAUCUGGCCGAGGACCAUGAACAACGGCACUACAAGCAUACUCUCCAGGGAUAUGACAAGCAUGACCGGUACGCCUUAACAGGAAUGGGAAAUCUUUAUCUCCUUACAGGUAGAGAUAUGCGACGAGACGGCGAACAGGAGAAAGAGAAACGGCACAAGAUAUAUGAGAAAGCCGUUGAGUUCUUUGACAAGGCUCUUCAGCUUGACCCAAAGAAUGCCUAUGCUGCUCAAGGUAUCGCCAUUGCUUUGGUUGACGACCGCAAGGAUUACUCGACUGCUGUCCAGAUAUUCUCGAAAGUCCGAGAUACUCUACGUGACUCGACUGUGUACCUUAAUUUGGGCCACGUCUUUGCAGAGCUGAGGCAGUUCACCAAGUCCAUUGAGAACGACAGAGCCAGAGACGCACAAAUCCUUGCAUGUCUCGGCCGUGUCUGGUUCCUCAAGGGUAAACAGGAACAGAAUCUGACAGCUAUGAAGACCGCGUUGGAGUAUGCUGAGCGUGCACGUUCGGCUGCCCCUGACCAAAUUCACCUUGAAUUCAACAUUGCCUUUGUUCAGAAUGAAAUAGCUCUUCUUGCAAUCAGUCUUCCCGAAGUUCAGAAGACCUCUGAGGAUGUUGAAGAGGCAAUGAAUGGCUUGACAGCAGCAAUUGAAGCUUUCGACAAGAUUGCUAGUUCAAAGAACCCACCUUAUCCACGCAGCUCAUUAGAAUCUCGAGCAACUAUGGGUAGAAACACAAUUCGGAACCAGCUUCAGCGAACCCUUCAGAGCCAAAAGCAGUACGAAGAGAAGAAUGCUGCCAAACUACAACAGGCCCGAGAGCUCCGUGACGCAGAAAUAAAACGCCGUGAAGAGGAGAAGCGCAAGGCCGAGGAGGCAGAGAAGGAGAGGAAGCGACAAAUUGCAGAAGAGCGCCAGCUCAUGAUUGAAGAAGCCGAGCGACUUACUGCCAUCCGCAUCGACGAAGAGAGGGCCAGGGAAGCCGCCGAAUACACUACUGACAGCGAGACCGGAGAGCGGUAUAAACGGCAACAAAAGAAAUCCAAGGGUGGCAAACGGAAAAAGAAAACCGAUGCAGACAAGAAGAGACAAGACAGUGAACCACAGCACUCCGGUUCAUCAUCUGACGGCGAAGGUGAAGAACGCGCCGCUGCCCCCAGAAAGAGAAGACGUCUUGAACGACGCGGAAACGCAAAGUCAAAUAAGUAUAAAAGUACCGAGAUUGUCGUCGACUCCGACAGCGAGGCGGAAGAUGCUGCUGAUGCCAAUGGUGAUAGAGCUGGUUCCGCGUCUGCAGCUCGAAACGAUGAGGAUGAGGAUGAAGAUGAUCUUGUACAACGACGAAAGAAGAAGGCCACUUUGCGAAUUGAAGAUGAUGAGGACGAGGACGAGGAGCCUAAAGCAGCUACGCCUGCCGGUGAUGAUAACGAUGACCUUUUCGACGAGAAGUCGCCAGCAGCCGAAGGAGAUGCUAAUAAAGAUGUUGAAAUGAAAGGCACCGAAGAGGAAGAAGAGUGA